CUUUUUUUCUUCUCUUCUCAUCAACACUCGUCUCCCUCAUCACUCUCACUCAUUCCCUUUCCUUCCUAAACACCACCUUAUCAUUAUGGUCAACAUCUGCUGCAUCGGUGCCGGUUAUGUCGGCGGUCCUUCCUGCGCUGUCAUCGCUUACCAGUGCCACGACGUCAAGGUCACCAUCGUCGACUUGAACCAGGCCCGUAUUGACGCCUGGAACUCGGACGAGCUUCCCAUCUAUGAACCUGGUCUGGAUGAGAUCGUCUUCUCCCGCCGCGGAAAGAACUUGUUCUUCACUACCGAGGUCGAUCAGGCCAUCAUCGAUGCUGAUCUCAUCUUUGUCUCUGUCAACACCCCUACUAAGAAGUCUGGAAUGGGUGCUGGCUAUGCUGCCGAUCUUGCUUACAUCGAGAAUGCCACCCGCCGCAUUGCUCAGGUCGCUACUUCUUCCAAGGUCGUUAUUGAGAAGUCAACUGUUCCCUGCCGCACCGCCCAGAGCAUGCGUACCAUCCUCGAGGCCAACUCGAGCAAGGACAUCCGCUUUGAUAUUCUCUCUAACCCCGAGUUCUUGGCCGAGGGGACCGCCGUCAAGGACUUGACUAACCCCGACCGUGUCCUCAUUGGAUGCCUCCAAACCCCCGAAGGAUUUGCAGCCCAGCAAAAGUUGGUCGACAUCUACACUCGCUGGAUCCCCCAGGAGCGCGUCAUUACCAUGAACUUGUGGUCUUCUGAAUUGUCCAAGUUGGCUGCCAACGCCCUCCUUGCCCAGCGAAUCUCCUCCAUCAACGCCCUCUCUGCCAUUUGCGAGGCCACUGGUGCUGAUGUCGAUGAGGUCGCCUAUGCCUGCGGUACUGACUCUCGUAUCGGACCCAAGUUCUUGAAGGCCUCAGUCGGUUUCGGUGGCUCGUGCUUCCAGAAGGAUAUUCUCAACUUGGUCUACCUGAGCGAGCAGCUUUACUUGCCUGAGGUUGCCGCAUACUGGAAGUCGGUCGUCACCAUGAAUGAAUACCAGAAGAUGCGCUUCACCCACCGUAUUGUUCGUACUCUCUUCAACACCGUCACCUUCAAGCGCAUUGCUCUUCUUGGAUUCGCCUUCAAGAAGGACACUGGUGAUACGCGCGAGUCUGCCGCCAUCACUCUUUCCAGCUACCUCAUCCAAGAGCGCGCCAACGUUGCGAUCUACGAUCCCAAGGUCAGCGCCAAGCAGAUCAAGAUGGACCUCACUGAGCCCGGCGUUGGCACGAAUGAGGCUGAGGUUGACAAGCACGUCCAGGUCUGCAGCAGUGCUUACGAGGCUUGCGCUGGCGCUGAUGCCCUCGUUAUCUGCACAGAGUGGGACGAGUUCAAGAUGGAGCACUUGGACUACCAGAAGAUCUUUGAGAAGAUGCAGAAGCCCGCCUUCAUCUUUGACGGUCGUCUGAUCUUGGACGCCCCCAAGCUUAGGGAGAUUGGAUUCCGUGUCGAGACCAUUGGAAAGAGCGCUUAAAGCAAGAUUUGAUACGAAGAGACGAUGGCGCCAGAUGAGAGAAUUGUUCCUGGUGAACCACCAUCUUGGAUACCUGUCUCUCUUUCAGAACUAAUGUACAUUUUUUUUUGGUCUUUAGCAGCAACCACAAUAAAACCUUAUUCAUUACCAAGGUCGAAUCUUACAGUGUCCCGUUUGCAUCGGGGUGCACAGCAUCAUCACCUGCCUCUCUAUGUUCAGCUAUACUGUUUGUAUUUUCAGAAAGCAACGUUCACGUCUCCAUCUCCGCGGUUCCGAAGAGUGUUUCUCAUUCGCGAUUAGAAUAGAGUCCAUUCCUCUCCCUCUCCAAAGCAACAUGUUUAUUCUCAAUAAAUGUUCUGUCGCGCACUCGACCUCUCGCGAUCGUUGCC
Molecule: messenger RNA, 1869 nt
Organism: Gamsiella multidivaricata
Lineage: Eukaryota; Fungi; Mortierellomycota; Mortierellomycetes; Mortierellales; Mortierellaceae
Product: UDP-glucose/GDP-mannose dehydrogenase family, NAD binding domain-containing protein
Exons: 3
Coding region: 86-1480 (464 amino acids)
Biological process (GO): glycosaminoglycan biosynthetic process
Cellular component (GO): cytosol; nucleus
Molecular function (GO): NAD binding; UDP-glucose 6-dehydrogenase activity
Source: RefSeq, a predicted model, not a curated record